Polistes dominula (European paper wasp) is the source of this 1190-nucleotide messenger RNA. RefSeq names its product acidic fibroblast growth factor intracellular-binding protein (gene Fibp). Gene Ontology annotation, cellular component: nucleus. The record is from RefSeq and is a predicted model, not a curated record. NCBI's taxonomy places the organism in Eukaryota, Metazoa, Arthropoda, Insecta, Hymenoptera, Vespidae.
UAAAAAAAAAAUGUAAUUGCAUAUGUAUUUGAAUAUAACCUUAAAAAAUGAUGUCUGACGUUGACGUUUUUGUAAGUAAUUAUACUCUAGUUGAUCCUGAAAUCUAUCAACUAUGGGUUGAUGGAAACUCUUCAAGUGAUGCAGUUAAUAUAUUACAACAACGUGGAAUUUGUUUAUUAACUAAUGCACCCUUAGAUCUAGUAACAUCUGAUGUCCUUGAUCAUUAUCGUACAUAUGCACUUUUAGAAAAAUUACUUCAUACUCCAACAAAAUUAGCAACUGAACAACUGUCGUUUCAAAUAGAACCACAAACUAGUCAAAUGCUUAUUGAAAUGUACUAUGAAUUUGACGAUGUUGUUGUUCGAGAAUUACUGGGAAAGAAAUUAACAUCCAAAAGUAGAAAAGACAUGGACGAGGUAUCGGAAAAGACUGGAAUUACUUUAAAAAGUUGUCGUAGACAGUACGAUAAUGUCAAAAGAGUUUUCAAAGUUGUUGAAGAUUUACCAGGAUCUUUAGUCGCUAAUAUCAGACAACAUUUCUUACUUUCUGAAGAUCUUGCCAAACGUUAUGGAGCAGUAGUAUUCAUUGCUUGUUUAAGAUUUGAAAUGAAUAAAAGAAAAUUGCAAUUUCUCACAUUUCCUGAUUUGUAUCAUUGUGCUAAUAGCAUGAUGGCAGCUUGGACUUAUCGAUGUGUUGGAUCAGAGUAUUUUGACACCGAUCUUGAUAGAGAAUUUUUGGUUGAACUCGCUGAAUGUAGAGUACUAUUAGAAAACGAUAAACAUCAUAAACACUUGGUGUGCAUCAAACUUAAACCGAUGUUACUUGAACGUUCAUACCAAGAGGUUGAUACAAAUUUUCGUUCUUACACGAGAGCUAUCUUAGGAAUAGGCUGUAGUCUGCACAGAUCUAGAGAAUUAAGAUUUUUCUUUUUAGAAUUAGUUGAAAGAUGUAUAGAACCGUGGAAACAAGUUAAUUGGUCUCAUACAGAUCUUAGAAACUUCUUAUCCGUUUAUACACAAUGUGCAUUGGAUAUGGAUGUUUUGAGAGAGGUUGAAAUUAGAGAUGCAUUUGAACGUUACAUGACAGUUGUAACAUGUUGCUUAUUACGAAUGUAUCACACAUGACCAAUAACAACGAGCACAGAAACAACAAACAAAUUAAAUGUGAUAAAUAUUUAAAAGGGACAUGUC